Manduca sexta (tobacco hornworm) is the source of this 6180-nucleotide messenger RNA. Its product is annotated as beta-secretase 1. Gene Ontology annotation, cellular component: membrane; endosome; trans-Golgi network. The transcript has 9 exons. Gene Ontology annotation, molecular function: aspartic-type endopeptidase activity. Gene Ontology annotation, biological process: amyloid-beta metabolic process; membrane protein ectodomain proteolysis. The record is from RefSeq and is a predicted model, not a curated record. The coding region runs from base 183 to 1628 and encodes 481 amino acids. NCBI's taxonomy places the organism in Eukaryota, Metazoa, Arthropoda, Insecta, Lepidoptera, Sphingidae.
UGUCAUCUACUUGUCAAACAAAUAAUUCCCAACCGAGUCAAUUUUGUUGUUGGAGUAAAAGAAUUUAGUAACAACAUUGUCAUUGAUUUAAAAAUAGUCAUAUGUGAAGAAAAAGCAACCAAGGAGAUUAUACUUGUUUACUCAGUUUUGUUUUAUUACAUUAUGUUCAAAAUAUAACGACAAUGUUGUUCAUAAUCUUUCAAAUGUGUUCUGUUUAUUUGUGUGGAAUUGGUGCUGAAGAAUUCAAUUUAUUUGGAGACGCUGGCUUGGCAUACGCCAUUGAAGUCAGCAUAGGACAUCCUCACCAAAAGCUUCAUGUCCUUGUGGAUACUGGAAGUACAACUUUAGCCAUAGCCUCAUACCCUCGCCAAGAUAGUAACAAAUAUUUCCAUGCAGAUAAUUCAAGCAGCAUAAAUGAUAGUGGCAAAGAGGUUCAUGCAACAUAUUCCCAAGGAAUGUGGGUUGGUCGGCUGGUGUCAGAUUUCAUUAACUUUCCAUCAUUAACUACCAUACCAGAAGUGAGAUCCGAUAUAGCAUUGAUAACCAAAAGCCACAAGUUUUUUAUGAACGGCUCUGGAUGGCAGGGUCUGUUGGGACUCGCUUACUUGCCAGUCGGGGCGACUGGCGAGAACGUCAUUGUGGAAUCAUGGUUGGAGUCUCUUGACCGCACGUUGAACAGACCAAUGUCGUUUGAACUGAAACUUUGCGCCGCACAGAGUGCGACCAACGCAACGCACUAUGGAAGUUUCCAGAUAUUAGAUGACUUCAACACAAUAAAUGAAAAUCACAACAAGACAUUCCGAACGCCGAUUUUACGCAAACGUUGGUAUGAAGUCGGCGUAAUAUCUAUUAGAGUUAUGUCGAAUGUAAAUAAUAGUGACGUGACCAGCGACAAAUAUAAUAUCGACACCGACAUGUGUCAAACGUUAAAUAAAGAGAAGAGCAUAGUCGAUAGCGGCACGACAAAUAUUAGAUUGCCUAAUAUUUAUUUUCGAAAAAUAGUCGAUGAAUUGCGUAGUGCGGCACAAAAUUCUAGCACAUUAAUAUUGGACGAGUUUUGGUAUCACGGAGAGGUGGCUUGCUGGCCCGAGCCCCAAGAAUGGUCGUUGCCCUGGUUGGCGAUAGAUCUUUUGAACUAUGAUCAAGAUAAUCAGUAUUUUACAUUGGAACUACCACCGCAGAAUUACAUGCGAGUAGUGGCCGCGCGUAACAGCAGCGCUGAAAGCGGCGCGGUGUCCGAGUUCUGCUACAAGUUGGGAUUAGAAGCAGGUUCCACGGAGACUGUGCUGGGAUAUACUGCCAUGGAAGGAUUCCAGGUGCUGUUCAAUCGUUCAGCGUCCUGGAUCGGUUGGCAGUCUUCAAAUUGCGGUCCAAACGCGCGGGUAACAGGCCCAUACAACAUAUCCACGUCUCUCAGGUCUCUGUGCCAGCUAGUCAACCCUGAGCCAGACGUGGCGGUGUCGAUAAAAGCCGCACAAUGGGUGCUAUGCGUAAUAUCGAUAAUAGCAGCCGGUUUUCUAAUAUAUUUAUUGACACCCUGCGUGAAAAUGUUUUUGACUAGACGUUUGAGAAAUUCGCCGCAAAUUUCUCUGUCCCAAGCGGCGUUGGUGGAGCAAGAGUCGGCUUAGAGUGGUUAUAUCGAUUGCAGAAAACGUUAUUUUGGGUUAAGUUAAACAUUUGUUGUGAGCAUUUUGAGAAGUUGUGUUUUAUUUUUGCUUAAAAAUUUCGUUGUGGUCCUAGUCAUUAAAUGAUUCACAUUGGCAGCUUUGGUAGCAAUGCUAAAUUAUUCGGGUAAUACGGCAAAGUAUCGAUAUACGAUUGUUCUUGAGUAUUGGAGCUUUUGUAAUCAAUUUUAAUUUGUUUAAAACUUUGGCAUUGAGGGUCUUAGAAAAUAAAAUCGCAUUUAACAAAUUAAUGAAACAUGUCUAAAACACUUUGUAAGUAAAUUAAGGAGAAUAUCUUAUGAUAAUAUAGUUUUAUUAAAGUUUUAAUACAAAUUGUUAACGUAUCUCCUAAAACCCGGUUGGCUGGUUAAAUUUCCUUUUUAUAUAUUUUAACCUUAAUGUUGCAAUAUAACUUUGUAUAAUGAUAAUUAAUAAUUGCUGUUAGCUCGGAAUAUUUGAAAACGAUGUGUUUGUAAAUGUAUGACGUUUUAUGCAGUCGAAUUAAUCAUUUUAAGGAUCAAAGUCUAAAAAACGUAGUGGCAACAUAGAGGCGGAUUACGGAAACAAUCAAAACUCAACCAUGUGUCCGGGACAUAUAACUAAUAUUAAAUGUAAACUCCGUAUCAUUUACCGUUUUCAAUAAACUAUCUUAAUCGCUUUACUUAAUCGAUCGCGAAAAUGGAUCGAUCAGAAGAGGUUUUUUUACAUGUUGUCCAAUGACAUAUUUUGAUUGAUUUAUCCUCGGGAUCUGGUCGAUGAUUAAAAGAGAUAUCAUUUAUUGAAAACAGUACGUAUAUUUUGCAAAAUAAGGUUUAGUUUGGGUUGUUUUUAUAAUCGGUCUUCAGUGUCACUCCGUUUAUUGACGUGCAUCGAUAGAUUGUGUGGUUUUAUCAUUGGUGUUAAAUUUUAUUGUAAAAUCUUUCAGACUAUUGAUUUUAACAUAUGUAAUUUAGAUAUCGAUUUGUGAAAUAAAUUUGCAUAGAUAAUGUUUUUAAACGACUUUUGAUAAAUACUUAAAUUACAUAAUAUAAUCAGAGCUUACUACUGUAUAGUACACCACUAGAAUACGGAAUAAAGCAUUUUAUCGAUCACUUUAAUAUUAUUGUAUGCACUGGAAAAUAUUUAUCGAUAUUUAUGCUCCAUAAUAAACAGUAUUAAAAUUGUUAAAAUCACUAUUCUGACAAGACAAUCGGAAUCUUGCCAACAUAAUUGUACAUUAUUUAUCGACAUGAAAACCAAAUUUCGAAUUUUGUUGUGUGAUAGUAUUAAAAGUUAGGGCAUUCGAAAAUUCUAGAUUUAAAAUAGUUAGUUACUCUGAAAGAGUAGUUUUAUUUUUAAUAAGUCUGAACUGUAGUUAGUAUGUAAGACGGAUAUUUUAAUGGUGCAUGAUUUAGCACGUUUCCAUAAUACACGUUCACAGAACAUUCAUAUUUUAGAUUUUAAGCAAUAAGAACUCAUUGCAUGGGGUUAUUAAGAAUUAAUAUUAAUUCUCCAAUUCUUUGACAAACGUUUAAUUGAUUAUCUAAAUUUUAUUAAAUUAUUAAGAUUUUUCUUAAAUCAUAUAUUUAUCAUGUAUUAAUAACGCAUAUCACAUAUCAAGAGUUAUUAUAAUAUUUUUAAGUAUGAAAACCGAAUGAAAAAGUAAGUCAUUAGUUCAAGGAAACAUUUUGGAGAAUAGAACAUAUUAACUCUAUAUGACCCCUAUCUUUUUAUAUUUGUAUCUCAGUGGCAGAUGUGGAUGUAAUCGGGAAUUUAUUGUGAAUUCGCACAAUUAAAUGCACUUAAUUUCUCCAUUAUUUACAUAAGUUUAAGUACAUUCAUAUGAAAUAGAUGUAAGGCUUAUACAUGUUUCCGUAGCAGUAUUUUGACGAAUUUAGUUUUUGACAUCUUUUUAUGUUUUCAAAGUCGGAUGUAUUUAUUUAAAAAUAAUUUGUAUGCUCAUUUCUCUUGUGUGCGUUUUUCUUAUAAUUUUCAAUUCUAACCUAAAAUACAGUUCAUUGGUAAGAUUAAAUAAGAGUCAUUAAUCAUUAUAAAUUUUUCGAAAUUAUACUAUGUAAAAAUUUGGAUAGCGGAUUUUUUCAUAAAUAUUAUAUAUUUGCACUAAAAUUCUUAUGAAGCAAUCUAAUAUCAUAAUGAUAAUUAUUCUCUUUCGUAUAUAUCCAUUCGAUAUAAGUAUUUAGUCAAUUAUUUAUAGCGUACUUAAUUUUGUGAUUUAUAGUCAUUUUAUUUUUAGAAUACGAUAUUAUCACAUGCAAUUUAUUUCGCUUGGUGAAUACUUGUGAAGGAAAUUUAUAAAACAAGUUGCACACUUUUUUCAAUGUUACUUAUCCACUGUUUCUCAAUUUCGAUUAGAAAUUUCCAGAACAGCCUGGUUGUGUUUCUAGGAAUCUCAAAUGUAAUAAUAUAGAAGUUGGUUAAAUAUUGUAAUAAAAUUGUAUGAUUGUCCGAUCGUCAGUACUAAAAUAUUUUUAAGCCCUUUACACGUGGAGCAAUAAAUUCAAUAUCGCCAUUGAUUUAAUUCGUUAUUUAAUGAGGUGUUGUAUCAAAUGCGAUGGACGUCAAAUAUUAUUCUUAAACAUUGGGUUAUUUUGACGAGAUGGACGAAUUAUUACGUCUUUUUAGACUCUUUCUCUAGUUUCGCAAAUUACUCAUUUAUUUAAUUAAAAUCAUAUCAAGAAGGUGUGUUACUUAAAUAUCAUAAAAUAAUUUAAAUGUAAUGAUAAAAUAAGAAUAUAUAUUAUAGAUAUUGCUUUCCCCAAAAAUGAAAUAUAUGCUUUUUUUAUAUACACUUUGUUACUAGAAACACUCUUCUUACGUACAUAAAAUCUAUAACAAAUAAAUAAAUUUAUUUAUAAAAUGUGUACAAUGAUUUAGCCACUUAACACAACUUGCAAUUAUGUACACUUAACAUUUUGAAAGUUUUUAUCCUAUAUAUAUUUACCAUGAUUCCACCCAGCUAGGCAAAUUAAAUGAUUAAUGAUUGUAUCGUGGGCAAUCAUUAAUCUUAUAAUAAAAACUUAUUGGUCCUGAGCCGAAGAGAAGUGGUUUAUGCUACGAUGACAUCGCAUUAGUGUUUUGCCCGUCGAUCUGCAAUUUUGUAUGUGACGUAAGCUUUAGUUUAACGAAAUAACUCGUCCAUCGAUUGGAAGAGAGUCAGAUAGACGUAAUAUUGCGUCCACCGCAUUGAAAGGGUUAAUUAAAUUACCUGUUUCACAGCACUUUUGUCUUUAUGAGAUAAUUAAGAAGAUAAUGUGUGUGUAACUAGUUUUGUUUUAAGCAGUUUCGUAAUGAAUUAAAUCAAGUUUGUACUGGUCCGUAUAAUGCUACGAAGUGGUACAUUCAGCCACAAAAGUAGCUAAACGAAUUCAAGUUUCAAACCACCUACAUACUUUUGUUUCGGUAUUAACAACUGUUUUUCCUCAUUAAAUUAACUUCAGAGGGUUUAGAUAAAGAAAGAAUAAUAUUUCGAUUGAAGUUGAUAUACUUAUAGACGCUUGGAGUUAAUAUAUAGACCAUUUUGAAGUUUUAAAUUAGUUAAAAUUUUGUAGGUGACUGUACAUUAUCUGAAAUGUCGAACAAUAUCACUAACAUCCUCCUAUAGUUAUUUAUAAUUCAAUACAUUGUCAUUUCGUGUAUUGUCACUAGGUAAUUAUUUUUCGUUGUGAUAAUUUAUGCCCGUUUUCACAGACCGCGUGGUCAAGGUCAAGGUCUUAAAAAUAUGAACGUGUUUUCGAGGCGCAGAAAUAAGUUUUCCUUACAGUUACAUCCUAUUUAAGCUGUGCCGGUCUUAACAACCUUUUUCAAUGUUAAGAAUAAUAUAUCUAGUAAGAGCUUCUGGCAGGGCCCGUUCUAGCUAUUUAGCCGCUUUGGAUAAAAAUCUUAAAAUUGACACCAUAUAAUUCAUGAGCUUGUUACAAAGAAAAUACCUUAAUAAUACUUUUUGUCAGGAUACUAAACAUGGUUAUUUUAUAUAACAUUUUUCCCUACUAAGGUCAGGGGGCCCUAUUCCGUCUAUAGGUGCAAAUCCGUCUUUUAGAAAUUACGGGCGUUCUAUUCAAAGGACUGCUUCAAUAGCCGGACAGGUAAAAGAGUCAAAAUGCACCUAUUUACCCAUAUAGCCAUCAAAGCUGUCCUUCGAUUAGAACUCCCGUAAUUGCAAAAAGACGGAUAUAUCCCCGUUGACGGAAUAAGGCCCCUGCCUGGCGCUUUCAAUUUUGCCACUUGAGGCAUUAGCCUUGAUGGCCCCCCAUAGAUCAGGCCCUGGGUCCUGGCCCCCACUAGAAUCUGUGGCGACCUGCCUCCAAGAACCAGCCCCUCGGGCCACGCUCUGGAUCUUCCCUCCUUAAAGCCGAUACUGAAUAUGACUCAAAUGUGCAAUUUGUGAUGUGAAAGCGGGCAGUACUCGAUUUAUUUACUCGAUACAUGUAAUAUACUGACCAAUCUAGGCAAAAGGGUUUUAUGCUAAUAGGUAAUGAUCAAGCGAAAAUAUAUUUACAAUAAACAUUACGUACGAAAA